UAUGUAUAAUAUGUAUAAUCUGGAAUAUUUAAGUCAAUAAGCAACCAGAUUUGAUGCAGCCUUGACUUAUAAAUGAAUCUUUGUAAAAAUAUAUCGGAGGAUCUAAAUAAACUUAAAUCAGAUUCGAAUCGUUUAAGCUCCGUGUCUGAGCUAACAAAAAGUAUUUGCCAAAAGUGUAAGCCGAACCGGUUCAAGUCACGCAUUUCUGUUUAUACAUACGUAUAUGAAAAUAAUGAGUCCUAAUCAAAUGAAAGAAAUAUAAAGUAAAUAAGCUCUUGAACACAUUGAACCGCUGUAAUGGGCAAUUCCUGCAAACCAUAAACCGAACCACUGAUAAAUAUCUUAAGGGCUUAAAGCUCUCAAAGAAACGUAAAGGCCCUCGAGGCACCUGUACCGAAAUAACUAUAUAUAUUUCAUCAUAUGUAUUAUAUACCUUUAUACCUAUAUACAUAUAUAUACAUAUAUACAAGUUGGGGCACGUUUUGGUCGUCGGGCUACCGACAUAAGCAAAAUACGGCCAAAAUGCUUCGCUGUGUUGAGGUCAAUGAUUUCUUUCAUUUCACGCUUUUGGCUUUGGCCAGCGAAGACGAAAGAGAAGAAGAAGCAGAGGACUGAAAACACUUGGUGAGCAUAUAUUGAAUAUUAAUUAAAAGAAGAAGCAGAAGCAGAAGCAGAAGAAGCAUAGUUUGGUCUUAUGUAAACAACGGAGAGUGUUUCGACUUGCAGAGUCUGUAUGGACCAAUCGCCUGCUCCCCCCUCACCCUCAUCCUCACUCCAAAACAGAUGUAAUGUCAAUCGAUGACAUAAUGUCAUAUAGAUAGUUAGUGAAUCAUGCAAACUGAUUUCUGAUUUCAGACUCUGUGAUUUUUUUUAUUUUUCGAUUUUUUGAUUUUUUGAGGCCAUGCUGAUAAGCAGAGCAUUCAAUUAGGCUAAAAAGAAAUGCAUGUUCGGGCCAAAAUGUGUUUUGGCCAUAAAAUCGAGGCAAUCGCUGCAAGCGGAGCUCAGUUAUCAUAACAUAGUUGAGAUCGAUCGAUCAAUCAAACGAGAUGCAUAGAGCGUGUCUAUAUAGUAUCGCCGUCGUGGUCCUCGCCUGCCUGGGCUGUGUGUGGGGCGACGUCUUUGAGGAGUGCGCCGAUUCGGAGGCGGAGACCUUCGUCGCCAGCUGGCAGAACUGUCAGUCGUAUGUCUACUGCAAUGGCGACGAUUCCAUCAUGGGUGAAUGUGAGGAUGGGCAAUACUUUGAUCCGGAGUCGGGCACCUGUGAUGAUGCAGAGAAUGUCAAGUGUUUUCUGGACGAAGUGGACGAGCCCUCCACGGAGGAGGAGGAGAAGGAGGAGGAGGAAACCGAUGAGCCGGAAACACCGGCCGUAGAUCCCACGCCGCCCACCAUGGAGACGCCCACACAGGUGGAGGUGGUGCAGGCGGCGCCCGUCGUCAAGCCGAGCUGCCCCAUCACCGACGAUCCCACCCAGGUGAUCUUCAUGGCCAGCAACGACUCCUGCACGGACUACUACCUCUGCUAUCACGGCAACGCCAUGCAGAUGCAGUGCACCAACCAGCUGCACUUCAACGUCAAGACGGGGCAAUGCGAUCUGCCCGAGAACGCCCAGUGUCCUCUGGACCAGUUUGCCCCCCACAAGUGCCUGCCGCACAUGACGGACUUCUUUCCGCAUCCGGACAAGUGCAGCUACUUCUACUACUGCAUCAAGGGCUUCCUGACGCUGCAGCAGUGCCCCUUCUACUAUGGCUGGGACAUUGAGCGGCGCAGCUGCGUCCAGCUGAACGUGGCCAAGUGCUACGGCAAUGCCAGGCGUGCGUAGGGCCCUAGGAAUCUUGGGCAACUUUGUUACCGAGAACUUUAUCUUAAAAGAAAAACCCAAAAAAUGUACACUGUUCAACGAGCCAAAACUUUUUUCGACUGAACAAGUUAAAUACCCUGUAAUUAGAUUUAAGUAACAGCUUUUAGCUUAAGUUUUGUGAACCUUUAAUAAAGCCGUAAGUUUCACUCAA
Molecule: messenger RNA, 2010 nt
Organism: Drosophila mojavensis
Lineage: Eukaryota; Metazoa; Arthropoda; Insecta; Diptera; Drosophilidae
Product: peritrophin-1
Exons: 2
Coding region: 1047-1820 (257 amino acids)
Cellular component (GO): extracellular region
Molecular function (GO): chitin binding
Source: RefSeq, a predicted model, not a curated record